AUUUUGUUUUCAGAUUUCAUUAUAGGAGGUCUAGGGGGAUUUGGAAUAACAGCUGGAGCCCACAGAUAUUUUACUCACAGAUCGUUCAAAGCCAAGCUACCUUUGAAGAUUAUCCUGUUGAUGUGCUACAGCAUAGCAGGCCAGAACUCACUAGUAGACUGGGUCAGAGACCACAGAGUGCACCACAAAUACAAAGGUAUUUUUGCAUUUUCAUAUCUUGUAUACUUUUACUUUUCCAGGAGAAUUUUUCCAGCUGAAAACCUGGCUGUGUCCCUUUUCGCCAUGGGUGAGGGAUACCACAACUACCAUCACACCUUCCCGUGGGACUAUAGAACUGCUGAACUGGGUAAACUAUUGAACGUGACCACGUUUUGGCUUAACUUUUUCGAAAAAAUAGGCUGGGCGUACGACAUGAAGACCCCUUCCCAAUCGCUGAUCGAAAAGGUAGUGAAAAAUCACGGAGAUGGUUCCCACUACAGAUGGGGGCAUGAGGUGCCUAUACGGGAAAAUGAACUGGAAAAGGAAAAGUUGUGAUUGUUUUUAGUUAUUUAUAUUCUGAUGGUGUACAUUAUUGUAGAGAGAUGUAUGAUUUAUUGAUUAGAUAUAUGUAUUUUACAGA
This is a messenger RNA of Leptinotarsa decemlineata (Colorado potato beetle), 619 nucleotides long. Its product is annotated as acyl-CoA Delta(11) desaturase-like. Gene Ontology annotation, biological process: unsaturated fatty acid biosynthetic process. Gene Ontology annotation, molecular function: iron ion binding; stearoyl-CoA 9-desaturase activity. The record is from RefSeq and is a predicted model, not a curated record. Gene Ontology annotation, cellular component: endoplasmic reticulum membrane. Lineage: Eukaryota; Metazoa; Arthropoda; Insecta; Coleoptera; Chrysomelidae.